Messenger RNA from Ylistrum balloti, 4328 nucleotides. Its product is annotated as mitochondrial ribonuclease P protein 1 homolog. Gene Ontology annotation, biological process: positive regulation of mitochondrial translation; mitochondrial tRNA 5'-end processing. Gene Ontology annotation, molecular function: tRNA binding. Gene Ontology annotation, cellular component: nucleus; nucleoplasm; mitochondrion. Bases 273 to 1415 code for a protein of 380 amino acids. Lineage: Eukaryota; Metazoa; Mollusca; Bivalvia; Pectinida; Pectinidae. The record is from RefSeq and is a predicted model, not a curated record. The transcript is spliced from 4 exons.
ACUCAAUUAGAGGUGAAAAUAACACCAACAGACUGAAAACUGGAAUUUGUCAUUUGAGAACUGUCAGGUGAUAUUUCACACGUUUACUUGUACAGCUCACUACAACUUUAAUCUCAGCCAUUAGCCUUUUACCCGAUGUCCGUCAGCACUUAGGCAACUAGGACAGCCGAAAAAAAGUCCUUCAAACUCAAAUGAGUUUCAACACUAGUACCGUUCCAAAAUUACCAAUGAUCGUGUAACUGUGGACCUUGUGAUCCAUACUGUUAGUGAAGAUGCGUGUCAUUGUUGGUCUUCGCUCGUUCAUUCGUCCUGUUUUAGAGACAUGGAAAUGUGUUUCUUCUGUAAAUACAACCAUUCCUAGAAGGUGCAUGGAUUCAACACCUGUUCGAUUUAGUUCAUAUAGGAAUUUUUGUGACCAGAAGUCACAAGAUGAAGUUGAGGUAGUCACAAGUGAGAAGCAGGAACAAAAUUGUCGAACAAAUGAGGAGGGUGGCGAAAAGAGCAGAAAAGAAAUCACACUUCCAAAGUCAUUACCUUUGCCAUCCAAAGAGUUCCUUGACAGUUUGAAUGAUGCCCAGAUGAAACAUUACUUGAAUAUUACAAAAAGAUAUGAAUUUCUGUUGCAAAAGAAUGCAGAAUAUUUGAAGUUACCAACUACUUUUACAGAUUCAAGUUGGAGAAAAUUGUUGGAACAUGGAGUAUCUCGGACAUCAGAUGUCUUAGAAUUGCUCUACUUCAAGGAAUUAAAGAAAAAGAGGAAAAAGGAAAAAAUAAAAGAAGUAAAGGCAGAAAAAAAAGACAUAGUGCACCAAUAUAGUAAACCACAACAGAUUUCAAUGAAGGCAUUCACCAUCCUGAAUGCAUACCAAGCCAUGGAGUAUGGCCCAAAGCUUAUAUAUGACUUUGGUUUUACAAGUAAUACUGAAGUUAGUCAUAUUUUCAAAGAAGAGUCACGGAUCAGAAGGCAGAUUAUAGAAACGAUACAUGGGAACUCAAAAAAAAGAUUCCCAUUUCACUUGGUCUUCUGUAAUGUGAAUAAAAAAAAUCGCAGCAUGUUGGAGGAAGAAGCUGCUGGGGUCCCAAUAACGAUCACUGAACGUAACUAUCUAGACUUAUUUGAACAGCAGGAACUUGUAUAUCUAUCACCAGAUUCCUGGCAUGAUCUGGAAACAUUCAACCAUGAGGAGGUAUACAUAGUGGGUUGCAUUACAGACCUGGUAACCAAACCUUUCACCAAAAAAAAGGCACAAAAGCAAGGCAUCAAACUUCGGAAAUUUCCAAUCAGAGAACACUUGGGAAAUACAACCUCCUGUCUUCUGACCCUGAACCAAGUGUGUAAUGUACUUCAUGAUUUGAAAGACACUGGAGACUGGAGAACAGCUUUAAGACAUGUUCCUCUACGCUUCCAAAAAUAGCAAGUCUAUUGAAUAAAAAAAAGUCUGAAAAACCACUUUACUGUUGAAAUGAUUGUAUUAUUGAUAAUUUUUAUUGUGAUAUAAAAUUUUACAUAAUAAGAGUGUCAGUGAAACUGGUGAAUGCUCUGAAAAACAACUUUAUUGGUCUCUAAAUCUUUAAUUAAGGGGUUUCUGGCAUUGAAUUUGGUACAUUUUACAUCCUCUUAGUAUGACCAAUGUAUAUGCCAAGUUUCAUGGCACUUAUUCUGUAAUUAAGUAUUCUGUAACUAAGGGGUAGGAGGCCCUGAAUUGCGUACACUGCACAUCCUUAGUAUGAAAAAUGUAUACACCAAGUAUAAUUAACCUAGUGUUAAGCUCCAGACACAAAAUUUAACAAAGGGCAAUACCUACUGAAUCAGUCCAUGUAUACCAACUUCAAAAGCAUUGAAUCAGUACAUGUACACAAAUUUCAGAGGCAUUGAAUCAGUUCAUGUAUACCAACUUCAGAAGUACUUAAUAAGUUCAUGUAUACCAACUUUGGAAGCAAUGAAUCGGUAUGUGUAUACCAACCUCAGAAGCAUUGAAUCAGUUCAUGUAAACCAAUUCAGAAGCACUGAAUCAGUUUGUGUAUACACACUUCAGAAGUACUGAAUUAGUACAUGUGUAACAACUUCUGAAAAAGUGAGAAUGGUACAUGUAAUACCAACAUGGGAAGCACUGGAUCAGUGAAGUAUACCAACUGAAGUAUUGAAAUGGUACAUGAGAAUAUAAUUACACCAAGAGUAAAGGGUUACAAUCAAAUUUUUUAUCCUAUCAUCUACUUAUCAUUUCUAAGAUAAACUUGACAUUUGAUAAUAACAGUGUCUGCCCAUUAUAUUGCCUCAUUAAAUAUCUAGUUAUUAUUCUCCAUCCGAUAUGCACUUGAUCUCGCCAUGGUUUAGAGUAAAGAAAGAUCCUUUCAUCAAUCCAUGGCGUUGAAGCUCUGCUGCAACCUUUUCUCUUGGUUCCAAAUAAUGCUAAAACAUAAAUAAAUUAUAUUAAAAUUUGUAAAAUGUACAUGACCUUUCUUCAUUAAUAUGUACAGGUUCCUUAAACUACAGAUUUUUACUGGAUUUUUAAUCUCUUGAUAUGUAAAGAAUGCAUAGGAUGUUUUUAAUAUAUAUAGGAUCUUCAUUCUCUUCAUAUAUACAUGUAUACUGUUUUCAAAUUCCACAAUGUGUUCUGCCAAAGUUUCAUCCUUUGUUUUAUUCCAACAGAUUAUUGGGAUCUUAAAACUCAAUAUGUGCAGGAUCUAUAAAAUCUAAACAGUGUAGAAAUAAGUGCCGCCAUAUUUUAUAAAGAGGAUCAGUAUACUUAAUAAAAUCUAGCUGUUUAUUACUUCACUGAUUCUAUCUAUUAAUACUUGAUUCCCAUAUAUAAGUCCUGUCUUAGCCAUGAAAAUAUUGUUACUUUUAUUUUUUUCCAAUUAAAAUGGAUUUUCUUCCGUUACCAAAAUUUCUUGUCUUGGCACAUUUCUUGUGUGAACUUUUCCCCAGUUGAUUGUGAAGCAUAACCAAGUUUCUGAACAAAGAGUGCUAUGUCCUUAUAGUGUUGUUGGUUCAUUGUCAAGUUGAAUGCAUUCUGGGUAAAAAAAUGAAUGGUUGACAUUUUUAGGAUUAUAUGUGAUUGGACAAGAGGGAGGAGGUGAUGAUACUGUAACAGCCUGUUAUAUGUGAUUGAACAGCUGGGAGGAGUGAUGAUAUACUGUAACAGCCUGUUAUAUGUGAUUGAACAGCUGGGAGGAGGUGAUGAUACUGUAACAGCCUGUUAUAUGUGACUGAACAACAGGGAGUAGGUGAUGAUACUGUAACAGCCUGUUAUAUGUGAUCAAACAGCUGGGAGGAGGUGAUGAUACUGUAACAGCCUGUUAUAUGUGACUGAACAACAGGGAGGAGGUGAUGAUACUGUAACAGCCUGUUAUAUGUGAUUGAACAACCAGAAGGAAGUGAUGAUACUGUAAUCUUGUAAGAAUUCUUAUCAGUGGGAAUUUGAUACCAACCUCAAAACAGCCUAGUUGUUUGAAGGUUCCCCAAUGUAUUCCAACAGAAUGUUUAGAUUUGGUGUCAAUGUGAAUCUGAACAGCUUCCUCUGGGUUAACAUGCUGAGGAUACAUAAACCAUCUACAAAAUCAAAAUAAACAAAAACAGUCAAAAGAUACAUGUAUACCAGUAAUACAUUUCACUCAACUUUUGAAUGAAGAAGACAAAAUUACUUUGUUAAAUGUUGAUUAUAAAAUUUCGAAUAGAAUGAAGUCUGAAUUAAAUAGUCUUGUAAGUGAAACACAGAAGGGUUUAUAAAAGGUAGAUAUAUUGGUGAAUGUACCAGACUACUUUAUGACACGAUAAAUAAAACAGAAAAAUAUCACUGGUUUACUUUUGCUUAUUGAUUUUGAGAAAGCUUUUGACACAUUACAAUUCAAUUUUAUCAUUGAAGCACUUUGCUUCUAUGGUUUUGGCCUUUCAAUUUUAAAAUGGAUAAGAACUUUUUAUAAUAAUUAUUGUUGUGUUCUGAAUAAUGGACACUAUUCAAAGUACAUUGUGGGGUUAGACAGGGUGACCAAACAAGUCUGAUUUUUAAGCUCUGUGGUAAAACUGAAUCCUAAUAUUGACAUUCACUUUUUAAGAUGAUCCAAAUUCCUUAAAAUAUGUUCUGGAAAUUUUACAUAAUUUUGACAAGGUCUCUGGUCUGAAGGUUAAUAUAGAUAAGGUAAAGGUAAUAUGGAUUGGGGCAAAACAGGGAGAAGAAAUAUUACCAGAGAAUAACUUGAAACAUGAUAAGAUGAGAGAGCCAACACUCUUGAAGUUUAAGAAAAUGACAAUGUUCCUGAAUGGAUACCAUGCGGUAUUCACUAGAGUUCCUUGUUAUGUAUGUAACAUAUUAGUAAAACAAAGGAAU